AUGUCGGGCCGUACCAAUACGAAUGAUGGCAGGGUUCAAAAACGGAAGCGUCCCCGCCCUUUACCGCCCCAUGUAAACGCUCGCAACCUGGCAAUCGAGAAACGGCGUCGUGGAGAGAUGAAUGAGAACUUUUUGGACCUGGCUCGCCUAGUCCCGCCUUUGGCCUCCGCGCGGAAGUUGACCAAAGUGCUCAUCAUUAACGAAAGCAUUCAGCACUUUCGUGCCCAGCGUGACAUGUGCAUCGCCGCCGCUGCGGAUAUGCAGGACCUACUCGCGGAGAACCGUCGGCUUGUUUCCGAGAUCAACACCAUGCGCUCGCAGUUCGGGGGCCCGUUGACGGAGGCCAGGCCUGUCACCGAGCCCAUGGCUUGGCUGAUGAGCGUCAAGGAUGAGGUUUACGGCACAUUUCCGGCCGGCUUUGGAGAUAACUGGGCUGAAGGCUCCAGUGAAGAUCUACAACCGGGAGGUGGGAUCGCAGAUCAGGACGUAUCGCUGCCUGUAGAUGGCUUUUUUACGCCAGGUGACCAAGCAUAUCUGGCACGAUUAUCCCCUCCGGACGAGCCAAAUCCGCUGCCAAACGAAGUCGCCGUCACGAUGCCGGCAUCGGACUACCAACAGGUCCCGUGGGGCUUCAUGCCAUAUUCGGAUAACUCUGGACAGCCUCCAACUAUGCCCCUACUAGAUCCUUUCGCAGCAUCCGGCGUCUCUUUCGACAACCAGGUAUUAGGGAAUAUAACUGAUUCAGCGAACACUGUCACGAGCUCCUGGGUUGGAGGACUUGAUCUGAGCGACACAGGAUCCUAUUUGCAGCAAACAACCUCGCAGAAAGAGUACCCAAAUUCAUGA
Molecule: messenger RNA, 846 nt
Organism: Colletotrichum truncatum
Lineage: Eukaryota; Fungi; Ascomycota; Sordariomycetes; Glomerellales; Glomerellaceae
Molecular function (GO): protein dimerization activity
Source: RefSeq, a predicted model, not a curated record